This is a messenger RNA of Zychaea mexicana, 2015 nucleotides long. RefSeq names its product putative ser/thr protein phosphatase 2A regulatory subunit A. Gene Ontology annotation, biological process: protein dephosphorylation. The transcript is spliced from 10 exons. Gene Ontology annotation, cellular component: protein phosphatase type 2A complex; cytoplasm. NCBI's taxonomy places the organism in Eukaryota, Fungi, Mucoromycota, Mucoromycetes, Mucorales, Lichtheimiaceae. The coding region runs from base 71 to 1960 and encodes 629 amino acids. The record is from RefSeq and is a predicted model, not a curated record. Gene Ontology annotation, molecular function: protein phosphatase regulator activity.
AGGAGACCUACAGCCUCUUCGUAACCCUUUUCGUAACUUUUUAUCUUACUGCAAACUUUACUUGGAAAUAAUGGAACUAGAUACUGCUCGUAACAGUAGCAACAGCAAUAGCAACUGCGACUAUAUGGAUGUCGAUUCUCCUGAAGAUCUACAAGGCUACCAUGUUGCUGGUCUCAUUGACGAACUAAAGCACGACGACGUGCAGUAUCGAUUGAAUUCCGUCAACAAGCUUCUUACUAUUGCCGAAGCACUCGGUCAGGAAAGGACUCGAGACGAGCUGAUUCCAUUUCUCCAGAAUGACUUGAUUGGUGAUGAAGAUGAAGUACUCCUUGCACUUGCUGAGCAAUUGCCCAAGUUAACGGCUGCGGUGGGAGGCCCGGUUUAUGCAACUUAUUUACUCCCACCAUUGGAAUCGCUGGUUUCUGUGGAAGAGGCAGUUGUGAGGGACAAGGCAGUCUGGGCGCUUUGUGAAUUGGCUCAAUCGUUAUCGCCAGAGCAACUCACUGAAUACUUUAUACCUAUGUUGAAACGACUUAGUACCGGUGAAUGGUUCACAAGUCGGGCAUCUGCUGCAGGGUUGUAUGCAGCGAUAUAUAAGAAAUGCGGCUCCAUGCAAAUUGAACUACAGAAUUCCUUUGCCCAAUUGAUACAAGACGCAAGUCCCAUGGUCAGAAGAGCUUCUUCCAAAGCAUUGGCAGACUUUACAGAGCAAAUGACUCCAGAUGAGGUCAUCAAUGUCAGUCUACCUUUAUUUUACAAGGUUGCUGGGGAUGAACAGGAUUCUGUUCGACUGCUAGCGGUUGACGAUAUGAUUGCCAUUGCGAAAAUGAUCACUGCAAGACAACGAUACGAACACCUUGUGCCAACAUUUGAUUCACUCACAGUUGAUUGCUCUUGGCGCGUCAAGUAUAUGCUGGCGACCAAGUUUGUAGAGGUGGCAGAGGCCUUUGGUAAUCCCAUUGUUCGCAGGGAGUUUACAACACCCUACCUUAUUCUUACCAAGGAUCCAGAAGCCGAAGUGCGAACAGCAGUGGCAGGGCAGAUCUCAGGUCUGGCGCAAUAUCUUGACAAGGAAGAAGUACUUGAAAGGUUAUUGCCAUGUGUGCAGGAGCUGACCAUGGAUACUAACGAAUAUACGCGUGCUGCUCUCGCUAAAGAAGUUAGCGGCCUGGCACCUAUUUUCGGGAAGGAAGCGGCGCCCAAGAAUAUUCUCCCUGUGUUUCUGCAACUCUUGAGGGAUGAUUCAUCAGUUGUGCGGCUCAGUGUUAUAUCUAAGCUUGACGAAUUGAAUGAUGUUGUUGGCAUGGAAUCAUUAAGUCAGUACCUCUUGCGAACUAUCAUGGAGCUUUCAGAAGAGAAAGAAUGGCGUAUCCGACUACAGAUCGUUGAGUGUAUGCCAGUAAUUGCAAGACAGUUGGGUGAGAGUAUCUUUGAUGCAAAGCUUACGGCACUGUGCAUGUCAUGGUUACAAGAUAAAGUAUAUGCGAUCCGUAAAGCCGCCACUACCAACCUCAAGAAUCUAGCCGAAAGCUUUGGGGUGGCAUGGACUAAAAAGACGGCUAUUCCACAAAUUCUAAACAUGGCUCACGCAGAGAAUUAUUUGCACAGAAUGACUACGCUUUUUGCGCUGACGCAAAUUGCCAAAGUGCUCCCGGCAGACGAUAUUAAAGAAGCAAUUAUCCCUACCGUGGUCAGCUUAUCCAACGAUUCUAUUCCAAAUAUCCGCUUUAACGUCGCUAAAUCCCUCGAGGAGCUUACGCCUUUGUUGCAACGACAAGAAAAGCAGGCUUCGGAAGAAAUACUCAAAAACACUGUUGUGCCUGUUCUCAACAAGUUAGCUCGAGACACUGAUGGGGAUGUGCGGUAUUUUGCUCAAAAGGCUUUGGAGAAUGACAAAGCUGUCAAGUCCAAUACCGGCGCUAUUGCAGAAAAUGGAAGCAGCCCUGAAGCUAAACUUUGAAUGCACUCUACAGUAAUAUACUCAUUUUUCCGACAUCUUUUAUCAUGAUUUACCA